GCCGCCAUGGCCACGCCGCUGCCCAGCCGCGCGGGCGGGCCCGCCACGCCGCUGUCGCCCACGCGCCUGUCGCGGCUGCAGGAGAAGGAGGAGCUGCGCGAGCUCAAUGACCGCCUGGCGCACUACAUCGACCGUGUCCGCGCGCUCGAGCUCGAGAACGACCGGCUCCUGCUCAAGAUCUCCGAGAGGGAGGAGGUGACCACGCGCGAGGUGAGCGGCAUCAAGACGCUGUAUGAGUCGGAGCUGGCCGAUGCCCGCAGGGUGCUAGACGAGACCGCGCGGGAGCGGGCGCGGCUGCAGAUCGAGCUGGGGAAACUGAAGGCUGAGCUGGAGGAGGCGAACAAGAGCUCCAAGAAGAGGGAGGGUGAGCUCACGGUGGCCCAGGGCCGCGUGAAGGAUCUGGAGUCGCUGUUCCACCGGAGCGAGGCAGAGCUGGCCGCUGCCCUCAGCGACAAGCGCGGCCUGGAGAGCGACGUGGCUGAGCUGCGGGCCCAGCUGGCUAAGGCGGAGGACGGUCACGCGGUAGCCAAAAAGCAGCUGGAGAAGGAGACGCUGAUGCGCGUAGAUCUGGAGAACCGCUGCCAGAGCCUGCAGGAGGAGCUCGACUUCCGGAAGAACGUCUUUGAGGAGGAGGUGCGGGAGACGCGGCGGCGGCACGAGCGCCGCCUGGUGGAGGUGGACAGCAGCCGGCAGCAGGAGUACGACUUCAGGAUGGCGCAGGCGCUGGAGGAGCUGCGCGGCCAGCACGACGAGCAAGUGCGGCUGUACAAGCUGGAGCUGGAGCAGACCUACCAGGCCAAGCUGGACAGCGCCAAGCUGAGCUCUGACCAGAACGAUAAGGCCGCCAGCGCCGCCCGGGAGGAGCUGAAGGAAGCCCGCAUGCGGGUCGAGUCCCUCAGCUACCAGCUCUCCGGCCUCCAGAAGCAGGCCAGUGCCGCAGAGGACCGGAUUCGCGAGCUGGAGGAGACCAUGGCUGGGGAGCGGGACAAGUUCCGCAAGAUGCUGGACGCCAAGGAGCAGGAGAUGACCGAGAUGCGGGACGUGAUGCAGCAGCAGCUGGCCGAGUACCAGGAGCUGCUCGAUGUCAAGCUGGCCCUGGACAUGGAGAUCAGCGCCUACCGCAAGCUCCUGGAGGGCGAGGAGGAGAGGCUGAAGCUGACCCCCAGUCCGGCGUCGCGCGUCACCGUCUCGCGGGCCACGUCGAGCAGCAGCAGCGGCGGCGUGUCCACGGCUGGGCGCCCGGGCCGCAGCAAGCGCAAGCGGCCGGAGGCGGAGGAGUCGCCGGGCCCGGGCUCGAGCGGCAUCGGCUCCGGCAGCAGCAGCAGCAGCGGCAGCACCAGCUUCCACCUGGCGCAGCGGGCCUCGGCCUCGGGCGGCGUCGGCAUCGAGGACAUCGACCUGGAGGGCAGGUUUGUGCAGCUGAAGAACAGCUCGGACAAGGACCAGUCCCUGGGGAACUGGAGAAUCAAGAGGCAGGUCAUGGAAGGGGAGGAGAUCGCCUACAAGUUCACGCCCAAGUACGUGCUGCGCGCCGGCCAGACCGUCACGGUGUGGGCUGCUGGUGCGGGAGUGGCCCACAGCCCCCCCUCGACACUCGUGUGGAAGAACCAGAACAGCUGGGGCGUGGGCGAGAGCUUCCGGACCGUCCUGGUCAACGCCGACGGGGAGGAAGUGGCCAUGAGAACCGUGAAGCAGUCCUCGGUGGUGCGGGAGACGGAGAACGGGGAGGAGGGAGAAGAGGAGGCAGCGGAGUUUGGCGAGGAGGAUCUUUUCCAUCAACAGGGGGACCCAAGGACCACCUCAAGAGGCUGCCGCGUGAUGUGAACGGAACACGCCUCAUGGAUGACCUGUCUUUACCCAGAGCCACCGAAAACUAUUUUUAUAUCAUUGGCUGUCUUUAGUCCUUGAUACAUUUCUAGAGAAUUUUUAAGCAUACUGCCAGAACAUGGGGGCGGGUCUCUGUGAUCUUUCCUAUCGGUGGGCUUCCUCGGGCCCUUCCUUCAUCACCACUGGCCAGACUUCUUUUUGGUGCCCCAUUUCACCAUUUGGUUGAAUUCGAGGCUGAAGAACCUAAUGGCUGACGGGGGUUGGGCAUGGAGGCUGGAAGGCCGGGCCAGGCUCAGGGGCGGCUGCCGGGGCUGGGGCUCUUGUCUCCGGGAGCCGCCCUGUGAGCCUCGAGCGGAUGGAGAGCAGGACUGCCUAGGAGUUCAGUCGUUUUAUGAAGCUCCUUAAAAACCAAAUCCAGAAUCCAGGUUCUGACGUGGGGCGGGGGGGUAGGCGCAUUCCCUGUGGAAUUCUGGUGGCCCGGCCGCAGGUGCUGAGGGGCUGGGGUGCAGGUUUUGGCUGCCCGGCCUGGGCUCCGGGGCUCUGGUAUGCUUGUGGUGGUGGUGGUGUGCGGCCGCAGGCCAGGUUUCUACGCACAUAUCGAGGCACUCCGCAGUGGGCCUCCUUUUCCCUUCCUGGCUGUCUGGCCCUCGAGUUUCUGGAGCUUUCUGUAGUCCAGUUCCUAAGCUUGCAGGACCAACGGGGCAGGAGAGAGAGAUGGAAACCCAGGGAACAGGGACAGCUCCGUUUGGAGACUUGUCACCAGGUAAAUGGCCAGGGGACAAGUGGAAAGGGAAAUGGGGUCACCUGGGAAGCAAGUGCCCCUGGUUUCAGAGCCACUGUCCACAGGGAGCAGCCACUUCCUGCCCUCUGUGAGGAGAGCAACUUGAGGGUGAGCCACUGGACCGCCCACACCGCGUUUUCCCACUCUGUGCCUUGUGCAUGGGGCUGCGUCCCAACGCCCGCCGUCCCCUGUAUGUUCUUGUGCGUGCCCCGCUAGCUUAGCUUCUGUGGCGACCUCCUCGCUGAAAUGCUGUUUCUCAGACAUGCCGGUGCUGGCUGAUUCCACAGGAUGGCUCCACGGCCGCCAGGCCACCUCCACGUUCGCUUCCCAUUUGUACCCCCUCCCACAUAGAUACACAGAAGUUAUUUUUUUAAUGGAUAUUUAUUUUUUUACAUUGGUCAGUACUCAGAUUGCCGGAUUCCACUUGAGGCCUCAUGCCAGCGUCACUGGGACAGCCCCCCAAGGGGCUGGAGUUGAGGGAGGCUAUCUCGGUGACCUCUGAGGCCCCAGACGGCAAAUUCCUUCAGAAAGUGCAGCUCGAGUCUUCAAGACGUCAUACUGAGCCAUGGAGGCACGCUGCCCCCAGAAGGCAGCCCGUUUACAAAGCAGCCAGCCCUUCCCAGCUUGCCCUAGGCCGGGAGCAGCGCGCCUGCCUCCCACCUCGGGCGAUCCCCCCACCCCCGUCUCACUUCCCUUGGAAACUGCUUGUGGCCAGAGGGUCGGACGCUUCUGCUGCAUCGAGAAUUUGCCCGCAGCCCCUUGCUUUAGGUCUAGUUCUUUCCACGGCCACCCGAGUCCCCGGGCCGAGCGCUCGGUUCUUCUCGUGGACGGAAACGUCUCACCACUCCUCCCAGCGUUCCUGGUGGGCCUGGGGCGCUCGCCCCACACAUGACCGUUCCCAUGAGGGCCCCCGGCUGUGCAUUCCCCCACCCCGCGCCCACACCUCGGGGACCACGCGCACAGUGCGGGCCUGGAGUGCAGAGGCUUGCGGCAUUGGGGGGGUGGGGCUGGGGUCCUCCCGAGUGUGCCCUGGCCUCGGCCACAUCCUGCGAGGUGUCUUGGGGGGUCUCAUGGGCAGGGAGUGGGCCCCCUCGUGUCCGGCAGGUGGUUUCUGUGGUCUUCAAGCCGGUUCCCCCCUUCCGCCUGCCCCGUGGCGGCCCUGGCCCGGGGGAGGGGUGCCCGCAGGUGGGGGACGGGCAUUGGCAGGAAGUGCUGGGAGAUCCAGAGUGGAAUCCAAUGUUACAACGUCAGCGUCGGCCUGGGAAACAGUUCGUAGUUGUCAUUCUUAGCUUUAAGCCGCUUUAAAGGACGCGAGACGGUUCCCUCUACCCGGCCAGCGGCAGCUCGGCGACCCCCGGGUGCGGUCUGACCCCGCGGCCCUAGGGCGCGCCCCCGCCGGAACACCAGCACGACCUGCCGGGGGGCCGCCCCGAGCGAGCGCCGGGCGGGGGAGCCGGGGCGGCGUCCACGAACUUGCAUGCCAAACGUGUGGUCUUUUUCUUUCUCCAGUGAUUUGUAAUAUGCAUUUUAUGACUGGAAACUUUUUGUACAACACUACAAUAAACAUUUUGGUUUUA
This is a messenger RNA of Neomonachus schauinslandi (Hawaiian monk seal), 4185 nucleotides long. It is a transcript of the gene LMNB2, whose product is annotated as lamin B2. Bases 7 to 1824 code for a protein of 605 amino acids. The record is from RefSeq and is a predicted model, not a curated record. The transcript is spliced from 12 exons. NCBI's taxonomy places the organism in Eukaryota, Metazoa, Chordata, Mammalia, Carnivora, Phocidae.